Molecule: messenger RNA, 1499 nt
Organism: Meleagris gallopavo (turkey)
Lineage: Eukaryota; Metazoa; Chordata; Aves; Galliformes; Phasianidae
Source: RefSeq, a predicted model, not a curated record
CCUUCUGAGCUCUUAUAAACCAGCAGCCUGAGAGCCCCUAAGGCUUUUUCUCCCUUUUUCUUUUCCCCCUUACUUUCAGGAGCCUUAGUUUAGAGGUGGGAAGGUUGGGCUCUGCUCCCUGCAGCUCUAGGAUGUAGUGUCAGGAUUUCCCACACUUCCCAGUGCUGCCACGCAGAUGAAGGAUCAUGGCAUCGCAUAGCUCCAUGGUGGCCCUGGGGCUCGGUUCCCAGCCCAGCUGCAGCACCCCACUGUCUGCCCAAAGAAAUUCCUUCCCUGGGCUGCACCUCCCGUCGCAGAGCUGCUUGCUCAGCCAAGACAGCUUCUUCAGGAGCUCCAGUAGGAGUUUCUGUGAUACGAGUGAUGCUGUGGGUUCAGAACUGUUCGACUGCAACUACUCCAUCCCUGACCCGCAGCUGAUCCGCAGGAUUGUGUCUCAGGUGGAGUUCUACCUCUCUGAUGAGAACCUGGCCAAGGAUGCCUUCCUCCUGAAGCACGUCCAGAAGAACAAGUUGGGUUUUGUCAGCAUCAAGCUGCUGACAUCCUUCAAGAAGGUGAAAUACCUCACCCGUGACUGGCGCCUCACACUCUAUGCCCUUCGCUUCUCCGAGCUGCUGGAAGUCAACCAGGAGGGCACCAAAGUGCGCCGUCGCAUCCCCAUCCCCGACUCGAUCCUCAACGUCCCUCCCACCAAACUCCUGCUGGCCUGGGACCCGUUGCCCCCGGAGCCGGGCCCGCCUCCGCCGCUCCAGAGGAACUUCAUUGAAACCAUCACGCAGAUGUUCAGCCCCUUUGGAGCCAUCGCCUCCAUCCGCAUCCUCCGGCCGGGCCGUAAGCUGCCGUCGGACAUGAGGAAAUACGCAACGCGUUUCCCUGAGCUGCUGAGCCACUGCUGUGCGCUGGUGGAGUACGAGAGCCUGGAGAGCGCGCGCAGGGCCUGCGAAGAGCUGGGCCAGCCCUGCUCCCGUGGCAUCUGUGUGGUGAGGCUCUCGGGGAAGGGAUCCAAGAAGAGGAACGAGGCUGAGCAGGAGGAGCUGGUGGAGGCGCGUGCCGAAGCCUUUCCCUGUGCUGUUGGGGAUUCGCUGUUCUGCAGCUCCUCGGAGUCGGAUGUGGCCUCACCACAGCUCCUCUCGGCACCCGCUUGGCCCCACGGCCACAGCUUCCAGCCCAGCUCCUUCAGCAGCACCUUCGCUGGGUCGCUCCUGGCCAGCGUGGCCUUCCCUCCGCUCACUGCAGAGCUGGGUUUCAGCCUCAGUGCCGCCCCCAAGGGCCCCGAUUUGGGCUGGGGGAGCGCGUGGGCCCCGUGGCACAGCAGCACCGCCCACAGCCCCUCUGUGGAUGCCACAUCCCCUCCCAGAACCCCCCUGGCUAUGAAGCCCAAGUCCUGCGUGCUGCGCCUGCCCCAUGGGCCCGAUGGCACCAAAGGCUUCUACAACAGCAUUGGGAGAGGGAAGUUUGUCCUCGAGCACUAAGGCUCCUUGACGUUUGGGUUUAUUGGGUAU